This is a messenger RNA of Pelobates fuscus (common spadefoot toad), 2148 nucleotides long. RefSeq names its product proteasome 26S subunit, non-ATPase 3 (gene PSMD3). The record is from RefSeq and is a predicted model, not a curated record. Bases 79 to 1581 code for a protein of 500 amino acids. The transcript is spliced from 12 exons. Gene Ontology annotation, biological process: regulation of protein catabolic process; ubiquitin-dependent protein catabolic process. NCBI's taxonomy places the organism in Eukaryota, Metazoa, Chordata, Amphibia, Anura, Pelobatidae. Gene Ontology annotation, cellular component: proteasome regulatory particle, lid subcomplex; proteasome complex. Gene Ontology annotation, molecular function: enzyme regulator activity; protein binding.
UUGCAGCGCAGGCAUAGUUGCCAGUCAUUGGAGUACCGGAACCGGAAACUGGCUCGCAGCAAGCACCGGGAACCGAGCAUGAAGGAGGCGACGGCAAAAAAGCGAGAACCGGAGGACGUGGAAAUGAAAGAGGAGGAGCCGGCGGCGGGAACCGGCGAGGGAGGGAAGAAGGAGCUGGACAGCGUGACUCUAGAGGACAUUAAAGAGCAUGUAAAGCAGAUUGAGAAAGCCGUUUCUGGAAAGGAGCCACGUUUUGUUCUUCGAGCUUUAAGAGCUUUGCCUUCCACUUCCCGACGCCUUAAUGCCAAUGUCUUGCACAAGGCCAUCAGUGGGUUCUUCACAUCCAACCCUACAACCAGGGACAUGCUGCUGGGCUACUUGGAGGAGCUGAUGGACACAGAGGGAGAUUUGCAGUUCCGACCACGCACUGGCAAAGCGGCAUCUGUUCCCUUACUGCCAGAAGUAGAAACUUAUCUACAGCUGCUGCUUGUUAUACACCUAAUGAACAGCAAGCGCUAUACAGAGGCUCAAAAAGUGUCCGAGGAUUUGAUGCAAAAAAACAUUUCUCAGAAUCGCCGUGCAUUGGACCUGGUGGUGGCAAAGUGUUACUAUUACCACUCACGCAUCUUUGAGUUUCUAAACAAGCUGGAUGUUGUAAGGAGCUUCUUACAUGCAAGGCUGCGCACAGCCACACUUAGGCAUGAUGCUGAUGGCCAGGCUACGUUGCUGAAUCUGCUGCUCAGAAAUUACUUGCACUACAACCUCUACGACCAAGCUGAAAAAUUGGUUUCAAAGUCUGUAUUUCCCGAGCUGGCAAACAACAACGAAUGGGCUCGAUACCUGUAUUAUACUGGUCGUAUUAAGGCCAUUCAGUUGGAGUAUUCAGAAGCCAGAAGAACUCUGACUAAUGCUUUGCGGAAGGCUCCCCAGCAUACAGCUGUUGGCUUCAAACAGACGGUUCACAAACUUCUGAUUGUGGUGGAAUUGUUGCUUGGAGAAAUCCCUGAUCGCCUGCAGUUUAGGCAACACUCCCUGAAGAGGUCCCUAAUGCCCUAUUUCCUACUCACCCAAGCUGUCCGUACAGGUAAUUUGUACAAGUUCAACCAGGUCCUUGAUCAGUUUUGUGAGAAGUUCCAGGCAGAUGGAACCUACACCCUUAUCAUCCGCUUGAGGCACAAUGUCAUCAAGACAGGCGUACGCAUGAUUAGCCUGUCUUAUUCACGGAUUUCGUUACCUGACAUUGCUCAGAAACUGCAACUGGAUAGCCCAGAAGACGCAGAGUUCAUUGUGGCUAAAGCCAUCCGGGAUGGGGUAAUCGAGGCCAGUAUUAACCACGAGAAAGGCUACGUCCAGUCUAAAGAAACAAUUGAUAUUUACUCUACCCGGGAGCCCCAGCUGGCUUUCCACCAGCGCAUCUCUUUCUGUCUAGACAUACACAACAUGUCUGUUAAGGCAAUGAGGUUCCCCCCAAAAUCCUACAACAAAGAUCUGGAGUCCGCAGAGGAACGCCGGGAGAGAGAACAGCAAGACUUAGAAUUUGCUAAAGAAAUGGCAGAAGAUGAUGAUGACGGAUUUCCUUGACCUUUAUCCAAUUCUCAGCUACCUUCUGGCUUUGUUUAUAUGUGGGUUUAGUUUUAUUCUUCAGUCUUGGUUCUGUUCCUUUUUGUAUGGCCUUCACGUUCCCCUUAGCCACAUCUGCAUGUCCAUUCACUUCAGAGAUGGAAGUUUUCAAAACAUGACGAAAACAGAACUGCGUGACUCCAGUCAUCUUUGUAACAGUUUUUGGGGCAGAGUUUUUGGUUUUUUUGGUUCUUUUUAUGAUGAAAAAAAUCUGAAAAUUCAGAAAUCACAUUAUUCUGGUUUGUAGCCGUUAAACCAUAUUCAAAACCGUAUGGUAACAAAUGUAUUAUGGCAACCAAAAAAAAAAAGUUGGAUCCAAGGUUCCUGUAUGUCACUUCUGUAAUUUUGGUAAUGCAGUGAUGUGCUAGUUAUCUUCCUGUGUUCGCACAGGAAUUAUUUUAGACAAGAAACCAGUAACAGAUUUAUUAUUAUUUGGUGAGAAUGAGACGGAAAAGUUCAGAACACAUAGUCUUUUGCUUUUAAGUUUCAUUAAACUCCAUUUGUAACCAAAUUGGUUGGAAAAAGCAA